Diatraea saccharalis (sugarcane borer) is the source of this 2376-nucleotide messenger RNA. The record is from the annotation of a GenBank genome assembly. NCBI's taxonomy places the organism in Eukaryota, Metazoa, Arthropoda, Insecta, Lepidoptera, Crambidae.
UAAUCAUUUUUUAAUCGAUAUUAAUAUCCGUAUCAGUACGAAGAUAUAAGAAAUCUAAAUAUGGAUCUAUUCAGAUCGUUUUAUAUUAUAAUAAACUUUGACUACUGCAACAUGUUAAUCAAACCUGGUAUUAUUUUCGCCGUCCUAGUAUUGGGAUGUCUGGGUUUGCCGACACCCGAUACUGACUUUUCUCAGUUCUUCGACCAUGUGAAUCCAGAUCGCGUGGACCGUAUUGUGGGAGGUAGUAUAGCCAAAAUGCACGACUACCCCCACCUCGUCGCCAUGGUUGUCGGAGCGACGUUCACUGGGUUAGUUUGCGGUGGUUCCAUAAUUACUCAAAGAACCGUUCUCACUGCCGCUCACUGUAUCGAGGCCGUCUUCAGUUCUGGAUCCCUCAACAGCAAUCUCCGACUAAGAGCCGGUUCGAACUUUUUUAACCAAGAUGGUGUUUUGUAUCCGGUUUCACACAACAAGACUCAUGAAGAUUAUGUGCGCUCCAUUAUCAAGAACGACGUGGGUCUACUUUAUACCACUACUAACAUUAUCUUCAAUGCCCUGGUUCAGCCCAUACCACUGGACUUCGAAUAUGUUGGUGGUAAUAUCCGGGCUCGUGCAGUUGGUUGGGGUCGAACUGUUGUAAGUAUAUACCUACCUAUUCCUUCGUUUAUACUUGACAACGACAAAGAUUAUUUUUGACCUGCAUUUCGCUACUGCCAUCCGUGUCGUAGAUCACAAUCUAUACACCCUAAUUAGAAAAUGCAUUUAUAAUAAAGCCAAAAUUGGAAUUUUACUUUUAUGUACUAAAAUUUUGUUUAUGUAUGGACUCAGUUAUACUUAAUGCUGGGUAACAGUGUGGACAUCAUACAAAUUCUGAAUGACGUCAAAAUUACAGCUUAGCCUGCAACUAAUGUGUACCUACAGCGCAAUAGCACCUACUUACCUUACAUAUCAAUAAAAAUUCUGGACAUUAAAUAUUAUUCAGUUUCGAGAUUCAGUGUUUCUGAAGUUUAGACAAUAAUUAUGAUUCUUACUUGUUAUCUUAGUCUUGCGUGAGAAAUGAUAACGCUAACAUACAUUUAUUCAAUAUUAACAAUUAAUUUAAUUAUUCGCGCCGCUUUAAAAUAUGGUUGACAUUAGUACCUUUCCUAUCUUCCUCCGCCUUUGGCACUGCACAAAAAUGAGAGAGAAAGAGUAAGACAGAACAUAUUUCCGCUGCAUCUAUGGCGUCUUCGGUAGGAGUCGCCAGUUGAAGAAAUUUGCCCGCCGCGUCCGAAUUGUAAUCGUUCUUCUAUAUUUCGCCAUGCCAUAAAAUUGUGUAAUUCCGCUCGAUUUCCACAUCUUAUAUCAGUGAGAAGUAUUGGUGACGAAGUGCUGGUGUUCUGUAUUAUUUUGAGUGUAUAAUGCCGUCAUUGCACCAUAAUGACCACAAGUAAGUGCAGUGCCUCUCCCCUUGUUUUCCAUUUAUUUCUUACUUGUCACCAGUUCGUACCUCGCGGAAACCCACUACUUUAAUAAUUUAUUUUUCUUGGCCAUGCCUUACAGUCCACACCACGUUUUUAAGGAGAUUUCGAUCUCCCUCCCUGCAUAGCCUGCCUAAGGCCAUAAAGGGCGCCUUCAGUUACAAAUAUUUUUUUUAAUAUGUCUGGUCCGUGAUUCCAAAUAUAAUAUUAGGAAAAUUUUUAUAUUUCAUGAUAGUAAUAAAAGUAACAACGUGAAAAUACAGAGAAGUCACUUUUUAUAGUAUUUUGCUUAUCAUGCCAUUGAGAAAUUAAAGGAUUUUUUUUUUACUAAUAAUCCGAAAAAGAUGUAUAUGAAUUAAUUCAUAUAGUAAAAAGGAUAUAUAUAAUAAUAUCCUCAUAAUUGAAAAAAAUAGCUGCUGUUUUUUAAUGUUUGAUCUCCAUGCUGAAAUUUGGUAUUUUGAUCAGGCUAUUUAUUUGCUAUCAACAGCAUCAAGGUCCAUUAUCCCCGUUACUGUUGGAUUUAGACGUAUUUACUAUAUCUGGAGAGCAGUGUGUGAGGGACAUGGCAGAAGUCGCAGCCAACGCUGGUGUAUCAGCCCCUGUUGUGGACCCGCAAGUAGAACUAUGCACCAUUCACCCCAACGGUGCCGGACACGGCAUGUGCAAUGGUGACUCUGGCAGUCCUCUAAUUCGACGUGAUCGGCGGCGUCACACAAAUCGGCAUAGUCGCAUGGGGUAUCCCUUGCGCACGCGGUGCCCCUGACGUGUUCGCCAGAGUCAGCGCAUUUGAAUCAUGGUUCAAACAGCAUAUUAUGCACUAAAAACAUGGAUAUGUAACUGUUUAAAUGUCCCACUUGUAUAUAUUAUUUGAAUAAACUUACCAAAAUUUCUAUUGAUCGAUUUUUUUUAUUUUAUU